AUGCCGAGAUUCAAGGCGGAGCCCAGCCCGGAGAGCGACGCAGCCUGGCGUGCCCUUUCCAUGGGUCACAGCCUUAUUGAGCUCAAAAAGAGUGAGGCACAAGCAAUGAACGUUGAGGACGGGUUGCCUACCACCAAUCCCGACACCGAGCUUUACGGUGUGAGUUGGACGCACCAGUUGCACUGCUUGGAGAUGAUCAGACAGGGCUUCUGGGAUGUAUUCAGGCGGCGACACAAGUUUUUAGAUCCGUCUUCAUUCAUGCCGCCAAAAGAAAAUGGGUCGGACGCGGAAGCUCAUUAUCUCGACCACUUGCAGCACUGUUUUGACUAUCUGCAGCAAGCUAUCAUCUGCGCAGGCGACAUGACGCUCGAAGGGCGUGCAAGAGAGAGCGUGGAAGAAAGUUCGCCACACAUCAAUGGGUACGAGGCUGUACAUAAGUGCAGAGAUAUGUGA
Colletotrichum truncatum is the source of this 453-nucleotide messenger RNA. RefSeq lists its product as uncharacterized. Gene Ontology annotation, biological process: mycotoxin biosynthetic process. NCBI's taxonomy places the organism in Eukaryota, Fungi, Ascomycota, Sordariomycetes, Glomerellales, Glomerellaceae. The record is from RefSeq and is a predicted model, not a curated record.